Bipolaris zeicola 26-R-13 is the source of this 225-nucleotide messenger RNA. RefSeq lists its product as uncharacterized. Lineage: Eukaryota; Fungi; Ascomycota; Dothideomycetes; Pleosporales; Pleosporaceae. The record is from RefSeq and is a predicted model, not a curated record. The annotation marks the transcript as partial. The transcript has a single exon.
CCGCCUGCACCUGCUCCUGCUCCUGCUCCUGCUCCUGCUCCUGCUCCUGCGCGCGCCGUCUUUGGCCUGCAGACCCGUCGCCAUGGGAAAGUAGGUGUCCAUGUGCUUGUUCAAUGCAAAUGCAAACUCAAUCGCCCGCCACAUGCCACGCUGCUUUUCCCACGCUGCUCAACCCUUGCCAUGUUGAACAGCACACCGCCCGCUCGUUGCGGCCUUGGCUCAUGA